Messenger RNA from Gongylonema pulchrum, 447 nucleotides. NCBI's taxonomy places the organism in Eukaryota, Metazoa, Nematoda, Chromadorea, Rhabditida, Gongylonematidae. The record is from the annotation of a GenBank genome assembly.
AUGUAUGUAUGUAUGUAUGUAUGUAUGUAUGUAUGUAUGUAUGUAUGUAUGUACAUGUGGAUACGUGAAAUUGCACAGAACUUAAAAGAGCUGCCGUUGAACGAUCCGUUCCGGUUGAAAUCAGCUCGAGAAUUGCUCGAGAAAUUGUAUGCAAUGGGGCUGAUACCGUCCGCUGAUUCUCUGGAGCGUGCCAGCAAAAUCACAGCUUCCUCGUUUUGCCGUCGCCGAUUGCCGGUUGUUAUGAAACGGUUGGAAAUGGCUGACACUGUACGAAAUGCGAGUGACUUAGUAGAGCAAGGGCAUGUUCGGGUUGGAACAGAACUCGUCACCGAUCCAGCUUUUUUGGUGACACGCAACCUGCAGGACUGUGUAACAUGGACGAAGAGUUCCAAAAUUCGUACACAUAUCCUCAAUUACAAUAAUGAACGUGAUGAUUUUUUAUCGUAG